AUGGUUUCUUUCGAAUGGCAAGAGAUCACCUUGACCGCUCUCAAUGGCGGACUUACUGAGAUUACGAGCCCUAUUUCAUUUAAAGGUGUUACUUUACAGUUCUACAUUGAACCUGCCCAGAAGGUGGUCCCAACCUAUGUGACGCAGUUGGUGCAAGGACGCUUGCAAAGGAUUGAGCAGGGGUCGAAAAUGACGGCUUCAGUCAGCUUGGUUUUCGAUGGUGGCUACUACAUUCUUGUCGACUCACCGUCUUCCGCCGAUCUGAAAGCCAAAGAGACAAUGUUGCGAUGUUUAUCAGCGAAAUCAAUAAACCCCGGCGAGGUUCAACUCGCCGUAACCACCCAUGGACAUCCUGACCACUUUGGUCAGGGUAAUUUCUUUCCAAACGCACGUCACUUCUUCGGAAGUUAUGAAUAUGUUGAUGAUGUUUACAUUAAGACCGAGCUAGAUGUGAAUGACACGAUGAAGAUCACAAGUAAUGUGGAGCUGUGGAACACUCCCGGUCACACUGCUCAGGACAUUUCCGUGAUGGUCAGCAAAGUACCGUGUUGUGGUAUUGUGGCUGUUGUAGGUGAUCUGUUCUAUGAUCAAGCUGACGCCCUAAACAUAUCCUCGGAAUGGUUUAAAGAGGCUUGGGAUCCAACCAUUGGUAAAAGUAGUCGUGAUAAAGUAAUCUGCCACGCUGACUAUAUCAUCCCGGGACACGGAAAGUUAUUCAAGUACUGUUUCCUCUUCAACAUUUGUUUUUAG
This is a messenger RNA of Ostertagia ostertagi, 750 nucleotides long. Lineage: Eukaryota; Metazoa; Nematoda; Chromadorea; Rhabditida; Trichostrongylidae. The record is from the annotation of a GenBank genome assembly.